Messenger RNA from Anguilla rostrata (American eel), 3014 nucleotides. RefSeq names its product protein fem-1 homolog A-like. The coding region runs from base 1016 to 2872 and encodes 618 amino acids. The record is from RefSeq and is a predicted model, not a curated record. The transcript is spliced from 2 exons. NCBI's taxonomy places the organism in Eukaryota, Metazoa, Chordata, Actinopteri, Anguilliformes, Anguillidae. Gene Ontology annotation, molecular function: protein binding.
CUCUAUUUUGUUCAUUCGUCUUGAGACUUCAAGUUCCUGAAACAAGCUAGACUAGCCGAUUCCUUUGCCUGGGGUGGUAAUUUCCAUCACUUUGGCUAAAAUAUAGACUGAGCUAUUUUUUCCGACCAGAGCAGUAUCGACAAGUUCAGUCCUCAGUGCUCUGUAGGUCAGUGCAAUCUUCCCAACAACAUAAGCGUCGUUCAUUUUUCAUAUCUUGGCGUUUUCUUCCUUUUAUAGAUUCCAUCAAAUAAAUUGUCAUGUGAUUUACUGUUUAUAUGGGCAUGAACAAGCCACCGUUUCUCCAGUUAACGUUCAUUCUAUUGCCAGUAAGAUUUCACCGGUCUCUGUGACAACCUCACAAAUUAUUAUCUCUAGCUAUAAUGCAGCACUCUGUAGCAACUUUUUAAACGCUAAUAUCAAUCAGACGUUGACAGUGCCGCCCUGGCAGAUUUGUAGCGCGAGGAUAAUUGAUUAGCGCCAGAAUAGCAGGUCUAAGAUUUAUUGAUGAACUGAGUAGGCUAUAGCUUCGGAACGGUACGUGCAGAGCCAAUACAUUCUCCUAAAAUAGCCGUGUAAUAUCGAAGACCUCCCCUCGAUUAACCUAACCCACCCAGCCUAAUUUUAGCCUACUAUAUAGCUGGCCUUUUUCAUCAGUUUUUUUUUUGGGUAAAAUUCUCUCCGGGACAUUCAAAAGCAUAAUUCAACGAGAAGAACAACAGACUCGCCAUGCAACGUCUAAAAUCAGCGUCGCUACUGAACUGUCACGAAAUUCUGACACCCAGAAACAAGGGCUUGUUUUCUGAAAACUACAAGUCCCAGUGACCUCUGGCAGCUUAAAACACGGAGGCGGGCCGAUCUCGCGCAAUAACAUUGGGGAAAUGGUGUACAUGGCACGGCAAUGGUGCCGUUGAAUCCAAUGUCAUAUCUGCUCUCCGAAGACUACAACUUUCGCGAUGCUCAGCGAAUAUGAUGACACGGGUUUAAAUGGCCCCAGGCCGUGUCGGAUGCCGUUAAAAUGGAUAUUAAAACUGCGGUUUUCAACGCGGCUCGAGACGGGAAGGUGAAACUUAUUCAGAAGUUGCUGUGCAACAAAACUCCGCAGGAGUUGGAGGCGCUUGCGGAGGAGAAGACGCAGGGAGGCACGCCGCUGCUAAUCGCGUGCCGGUACGGUCACCUGGAGGUGGUCGACUACCUUCUCCAGCAUUGUAAGGUUAAUGCGGAACUUGGGGGUUCGGUCAAUUUCGACGGGGAAACUAUCGAAGGAGCCCCACCUCUCUGGGCAGCGUCUGCCGCGGGGCACCUGCCGGUCGUGCGCAGCCUUCUGAAGCACGGCGCGUCCGUCAACAGCACGACGCUGACCAACUCGACCCCGCUGCGCGCCGCCUGCUUCGACGGCCACCUGGAGAUCGUGCGCUACCUGGUGGAGCACCGGGCGGACAUGGAGGUGGCCAACCGGCACGGGCACACCUGCCUGAUGAUCUCCUGCUACAAGGGCCACAAGGAGAUCGCCCGGUUCCUGCUGGAGCGCGGCGCGGACGUCAACCGGCGCAGCGUGAAGGGCAACACGGCGCUGCACGACUGCGCGGAGUCCGGCAGCCUGGACAUCAUGAAGAUGCUGCUGAAGUGCGGCGCGCGCGUGGAGCGGGACGGCUACGGCAUGACGCCGCUGCUGGCCGCCAGCGUGACGGGCCACACCAACGUGGUGGAGUACCUGGUGCACCAGCCGCGCACGGCGCGCCCGGACCGCGUGGACGCCCUGGAGCUGCUGGGCGCCACCUUCGUGGACAAGAAGCGCGACCUGCUGGGCGCCAUGCGCUACUGGCGCCGGGCCAUGGAGCUGCGGCAGCCCGGCGGCCGGGCGGGCGCCCUGGCCAAGCCCGCCGCCGCGGGGCCCCCCGUGCCCGCGUACGACCACGCCCGCGAGGCGGCGACGCCGGAGGAGCUGGAGGCGCUGAUCGCGGACCCGGACGAGAUGCGCAUGCAGGCGCUGCUGGUGCGCGAGCGCGUCCUGGGGCCCGCGCACCCGGACACGUCCUACUACAUCCGCUACCGCGGCGCCGUCUACGCCGACUCGGGCAACUUCGAGCGCUGCGUGCUGCUGUGGCGGUACGCGCUGGACAUGCAGCAGGGCAACCUGGAGCCGCUCAGCCCCAUGACCGCCAGCAGCCUGCUCUCCUUCGCCGAGCUCUUCUCCUUCGUGCUGCAGGACCGCGCCAAGGGAGCCGUGGCGACGCGCGUCACCUUCCGCGACCUGAUGGCGGUGCUCGGCAGGAGCGUGCGCGAGGUGGAGCGGGCGGUGGCGCAGCGGGACGGGCACCCCGACGCGCCCCAGUUCACCAAGGUGCUGUCCAUCAUCCUGCACCUGCUCUUCCUCCUGGAGAGGCUGGGCGGCGGCCCCGAGGAGGAGCACCAGAAGAGGCAGGCCGUCUACCGCCUGCUCAAGCUCCACCCCCGCGCCCGGAACGGCCACACCCCUCUGCACAUGGCGGUGGACCGCGACACGACGGCCGUGGGGCGCUACCCCGUGGGCCGCUUCCCGUCGGCGGCGGUGGCGGCGCUGCUGCUGGAGUGCGGCGCCGACCCGGACGCCCGCGACUCCGACAACAACACGCCCUUGCACGUGUGCGCCGCCAGCGGCAGCCCCGACAUCAUGGCGGCGCUGGUGCGCGCGGGCGCCCACUUCGACGCCACCAACGCCGCGGGCAGGACCGCCUGCGAGCUGCUGGAGGAGCGGCACGGCGGGCGCCACGCCAUGCCGCCGCUGGCCCACGUCACGCUGCAGUGCCUGGCCGCGCGCGCCAUCGAGAGGCACAGGCUGCCUUACAAGGGCCUCGUCCCGCGCGAGAUGGAGGCCUUCAUCGAGCUGCACUGACCUCGCGACCUCUGACCUCCGACCUCCGCCCGUUUUUUUGUUUUUGUUUGUUCCCUCCUCUUUCCUGUCAGAGGGGUGUGCACAACGACGGCCAAUUUCACGCCUGCUCUCUUGCCGCUGAAUUUUUAUUUUUACAAAAAUU